AUGUCCUCCCGCAAGUACAGGAAGCUCUCUGAGCAGGAGCAGAAGACGUUCCUCAAAUUCCAGCCAGAGAUACACUACAGCAAUCGCUACAAGGACGACUACUUCGAGUACCGGCACGUUAUCCUUCCAAAACCUAUGCUCAAGGCCAUUCCAAAGGACUACUUUGACGACGAGACCAACACACUGCGACUUUUGCACGAGGAUGAAUGGCGUGGACUCGGCAUCACUCAAAGUCUCGGCUGGAAACACUACGAAACGCAUCAACCGGAGCCGUGGAUUCUUCUGUUUAAGCGGGAGCUAUAA
Messenger RNA from Protomyces lactucae-debilis, 303 nucleotides. Its product is annotated as cyclin-dependent kinases regulatory subunit. The transcript has a single exon. Gene Ontology annotation, molecular function: protein kinase binding; ubiquitin binding; cyclin-dependent protein serine/threonine kinase activator activity. The record is from RefSeq and is a predicted model, not a curated record. Lineage: Eukaryota; Fungi; Ascomycota; Taphrinomycetes; Taphrinales; Protomycetaceae. Gene Ontology annotation, cellular component: SCF ubiquitin ligase complex; cyclin-dependent protein kinase holoenzyme complex. Gene Ontology annotation, biological process: regulation of mitotic cell cycle. The coding region runs from base 1 to 303 and encodes 100 amino acids.